Peromyscus maniculatus bairdii (prairie deer mouse) is the source of this 873-nucleotide messenger RNA. The record is from RefSeq and is a predicted model, not a curated record. Lineage: Eukaryota; Metazoa; Chordata; Mammalia; Rodentia; Cricetidae.
AUGGCCGCCUCCACCAUGUCUGUCUGCUCUGACGCCCGCACCAACUCCUCCUGGCAGGUGGACGACUGCCCAGAGAGCUGCUGUGAGCCUACCUGCUGUGCCCCCAGCUGCUGCCAGUCCAGCUGCUGUGUGCCCAGCUGCUGCCAACCCAGCUGCUGCCAGCCCAGCUGCUGUGCCCCAUCCCCCUGCCUGAGCUUCAUCUGCACCCCAGUGAGCUGUGUGUCCAGCCCCUGCUGCCAAUCUGUCUGCUGCACACCCUCAUGCUGCCAACAGUCUAGCUGCCAGCCAGCUUGCUGCACCUGCUCCCCCUGCCAGCCGUCCUGCUGUGUGACUCUUUGCUGCAAGCCUGUCUGCUGCACACCCAUCUGCUCUGGAUCAUCACCCUCAUGCUGCCAGCAGUCUAGCUGUCAGCCUGCUUGCUGCACCUGCUCCCCCUGCCAGCAGCCUUUUUCAUCAUGCUGUCAGCCGUCCUGCUGUGUGCCCGUCUGCUGCAAGCCUGUCUGCUGCACACCCAUCUGCUCUGGAUCCUCCCCAUGCUGCCAGCAGUCUAGCUGCCAGCCCUCAUGCUGUCAGUCUUCCUGCUGCAUGCCUGUCUGCUGCAAGCCUGUCUGCUGCACACCCAUCUGCUCUGGAUCCUCAUGCUGCCAGCCAUCCUGCUGUGUGCCUGUCUGCUGCAAGCCUGUCUGCUGCAAGCCCUGCUCCAGCGUGUCCCUGCUCUGCCGCCCUCUGUGCAGACCUGCCUGCUGUGUGCCCACCUCCUCCUGCUGUGCCUCCUCCUGCCAGCCCAGCUGCUGCAAGCCCUGCUCCAGCGUGUCCCUGCUCUGCCGCCCUGCCUGCUGUGGCCUCUCCUCAUGCCAGAAGUCCAGCUGCUGA